GCCCGGUCCCGGCCCCCACUCCGCCGCCAAGCGCCCCGCGGAGGGCUCUGCCCGGCGCGCACUGACCUGGCGGCGGCUCCCCGGCCUCCCGGGGGCUCUUCAUGGUGGCGGCGGCGGCUCCUGCCGCCCGCUCACUGCCGGCCCCGCCGAGCCGACCCGCGCGGCGGCGCGGCCCAGGGCCCCGGCAUGCUUCGGCGCGGCGCUGGCUCCUCCCGGCCGCGGGGGCGGGCGCGGAGGCGGGGGCUGCGGGGGGCCGGGCCCCGGGGCGUCUGCCCCGCGCCGUCGCGGCGGUGUCGGCGGCGGUGGUCGGGCGCGCGGGUGGGCAGGGGCAUGACACGGCGGGCGGGGGAUUCGGGACCGGCAGCCGGGGCGCGGCCUGAGGCGGGCGGGGAACCGCGGGGCGCGGCGGCAGCCAGCCCUGCCCCGGGGCGGGGCACCGCCGCUGGGAUGGGGCCGUCCCCAGCCGGUGGGACGGGGCAGCGGCGGAACCCGGUGUCGGGUUAGGCGGAAGGGCCCGUGCCGCUGCCUUCCGGUUCCGGCGCGCGGUGCAGGGCGGGACGCUGGAGGAGCCAUUAGGGGUGUAAAGCCACAGCACUGCAAACAUGUCGAUUGGAGUGCCUAUUAAAGUCCUGCAUGAGGCUGAAGGCCAUAUUGUGACAUGUGAAACCAAUACAGGAGAAGUUUACCGAGGCAAACUUAUUGAAGCAGAAGACAAUAUGAAUUGUCAGAUGUCCAACAUAACAGUGACAUACAGAGACGGACGAGUGGCACAGCUGGAACAGGUCUACAUCAGAGGCAGCAAGAUACGGUUUCUCAUUUUACCAGAUAUGUUGAAGAACGCUCCUAUGCUAAAGAGCAUGAAGAAUAAAAACCAGGGCUCUGGAGCUGGGCGAGGAAAAGCAGCUAUUCUCAAAGCUCAAGUGGCUGCAAGAGGAAGAGGCCGUGGGAUGGGCCGUGGCAACAUCUUCCAGAAGCGAAGAUAAUUUUGGUCUUGACCAACAUUUUUUUUUCUUUUUCACUGGGGGUAUUAACUUGGUUACAUGUGUAUUGGUAUCAGUUUUGCUUAAUAAAUGUUUCCGACAAAAACUUGUCUGCUGUUGCAUGGCAGGACUCCUCUUGGGCAAGUACAUUGUAGAUCGAUUGCAAAUUUAAAACAGCUUUGGAAAAUAGUGGAAUUGAUUUUUUGCAUUUGACUAUCUUAUGUGAUGCAUUGACUUUUAAAGAUCACGGUUUCCUGUUUCUUGUUUAGUCCUGUUGUCAUUCAUUCUCUAAAGAAUGGGAAUGCAUUUUUUAUGAAGAAUUUUUAAACAAUACCUUUUAAAGUUGUAUUAGCAGCUGCAUUUAUGGAAAACACAGUGAAUCAAAGUCAGCUUCCUGAGAAGCAAAUCACUAUGUUCUUUUGCUUUAUAUGAAUCUACAGUAGGUAGAGGUCCAUCCAUCUUCAGAUCUGUACUUUGAGCUUGUAUUCUUGUGUUUCUUACUUUUCUCUUUGGAUACAGGGAUAAUUUUUCAUUAGGAACACACAGCUUUGAUAGCCUGAGUCUGUAUUUGCAGUGAAAAUUUUGAAUUCUUAGUAGUCUUUUCCCCUAUGCCUGGGAAGAGAUGACAAUAUAAAAUAAGCAUUUUCAAGGAUGAAUUUGACAUGUUUUGUAAACUUGUAAUGCAGGUAUAUGGGGAAAGUCUUAUAAAUGGUUAUCCAUUAAAUACAACUUGAUACAAUUGGUAAUCUUUUGAUUUAGGAUCAACCCCAACUCUUGGUCUUAACAGUCAUAUAGAUCAUCAGCUGAUUGGCAGGAAGCCAAAUGUAGUUGAGUAACCGAAGUUUAUUUUGCUUUAAGUGUAAGUGUGGUUGUUCUUACUGACUUAGAUGGUUGAGAAGUUUAAGUGUAAGACUUCUGUACCUUAUCAUAUACUUGCAUACAAUCAACUAUUAGUCUGUACUUGUACAGAACAGCUAGUCUUGCUUUUCUGCUCUUACGCUGUGAAGACUAUCCCUUGUGUGCAGACAUGAAAGUUGAACUUAUGUAUUAAUUUGUUGAAUUGUCUGUAAAUAAAGCUGUACACCAUUAGGAAAA
This is a messenger RNA of Strigops habroptila (Kakapo), 2075 nucleotides long. RefSeq names its product small nuclear ribonucleoprotein D3 polypeptide (gene SNRPD3). NCBI's taxonomy places the organism in Eukaryota, Metazoa, Chordata, Aves, Psittaciformes, Psittacidae. Gene Ontology annotation, molecular function: RNA binding. The record is from RefSeq and is a predicted model, not a curated record. Gene Ontology annotation, biological process: spliceosomal snRNP assembly; RNA processing. The transcript is spliced from 4 exons. The coding region runs from base 603 to 983 and encodes 126 amino acids. Gene Ontology annotation, cellular component: pICln-Sm protein complex; U2 snRNP; U5 snRNP.